Daldinia childiae is the source of this 327-nucleotide messenger RNA. RefSeq lists its product as uncharacterized. The record is from RefSeq and is a predicted model, not a curated record. NCBI's taxonomy places the organism in Eukaryota, Fungi, Ascomycota, Sordariomycetes, Xylariales, Hypoxylaceae. The coding region runs from base 1 to 327 and encodes 108 amino acids. The transcript is spliced from 3 exons.
AUGAAGUUCUUCUCCAUCCUAGUUCUCGCCACUGCCGCCAGCGCCAUGGUGAUGCCUCGUCACCACGCUGGGCGUAAAGCCAACGGCGGUAAUAACAAUAACGCCGCCGCUGUAGCAGCAGGCACCGGAAACAACGGCAAUGCCAAUGCUAACGCUAACAACAACAAUGCCGCCGCUGCCGCCGCCGCCACUGGUAACAACAACAAUAACAACGCCGCUAACAAUGCCAACGCAUGCAACACCAACAACAAGCGUCACCACGCCGGAAAGAAGGCUAACGGCAAUAACAACGCCGCAGCUACCGCAGCCGACGCCAACUGCAACUAA